Phialemonium atrogriseum is the source of this 916-nucleotide messenger RNA. RefSeq lists its product as uncharacterized. Bases 417 to 710 code for a protein of 97 amino acids. The record is from RefSeq and is a predicted model, not a curated record. The transcript is spliced from 2 exons. NCBI's taxonomy places the organism in Eukaryota, Fungi, Ascomycota, Sordariomycetes, Cephalothecales, Cephalothecaceae.
GCCCAACACCACCUCCAAACUACUAUACAUACCUUUUUCCACAUAGCAAGCGAAAACUCUAUCUACGAGAGGGGAUACAGCGACGCCUGGAACAGGUGGUGCUAACGAGAGAUAUCUUCUCCCUUGCACCUGGUCUACCCAGUUGAAAGAAGAGGCGACGGGGGAUCCCAAGGAAUGCCCAGGCCAAUCCCAAGCCUGCGCAGAUCGAGCCCAAACAAAUCCCAGCACCACCUCCAAACCACUACGCAUAUUUUUCUACUGAACAUCACCCCUCGGCCCAAAUGGAGAUUUACCUGUUCGGUCACCUAAACAAGGGCAAGAAGGACGGACUUCCGGCCGGCCAGGGUUUCGAUCGCGGAGAAAACCACUACAAAGAAAUUGCCUAAAAAAACGACAACCGCGGAAUCUUCCUGCAGAUGCACAAGGGGAAUCGCAAGAUGCAGGAAGGAAAUAUCCAGGUGCGGGAAGGGGACCGCCAGGUGCGGGAAGGGGGCCGCCAGGUGCGGGAAGGGGGCCGCCAGGUGCAGGAAGGGGGCCGCCAGGUGCAGGAAGGGGGUCGCAAGAUCCAGGUAGGGGGUCGCAUGAUCCAGGAAGGGGGUCGCAAGAUUCAGGAGGGGGGUCGCAAGAUGCAGGAGGGCGGUCGCAAGAUGCAGGAGGGGAGUCGCAAGAUACAGGAGGGGAGUCGCCAGUUGCAGGAAGGUCGCGCUUAAUAAAGGGCAGGCUGGAAGCUCUUUGAGGCCGGAAACUUUUCAUGGCAGGAACCGCAAUUGAAAUCCCGCUGUUGACCAGGACAGACGCCAUCAUUUUUGCGCCGCGACGGGUGUCUUACAAUUGGGGCAAUUGGCCAUGCCUCAGGUAGGUAGUGAGCAAGAUCCUUCCUUGACUAGGAUUUUACUCGGAUCAUCCAACCAUUCAG